Messenger RNA from Lucilia sericata (common green bottle fly), 1009 nucleotides. It is a transcript of the gene Thor, whose product is annotated as eukaryotic translation initiation factor 4E-binding protein 3. Gene Ontology annotation, cellular component: cytoplasm. NCBI's taxonomy places the organism in Eukaryota, Metazoa, Arthropoda, Insecta, Diptera, Calliphoridae. Gene Ontology annotation, molecular function: eukaryotic initiation factor 4E binding. The transcript has 2 exons. The record is from RefSeq and is a predicted model, not a curated record. Gene Ontology annotation, biological process: negative regulation of translational initiation. The coding region runs from base 295 to 642 and encodes 115 amino acids.
AGAUUAGAACAACAUUUCAGUUUUGACUUUCUCAACAGUCAUUAAACGGGUGAAACCAAAAGGAAAAAUAUAAAUUAAAUAAAAAUUUUUAAAACAAAAAGAAUAAAUUUUUUUUGGUUUAAAAAGUGUUAACAUUUUUACCAUUUACCAAAAGCUUUAAAAGUGUUUUUCUAAAAAACCAAAAAAAAAAACAACACCAAGUGUUUCAAAAAUAUACCAAAAAUUCAAAAAAAUUAUUUAGUGUUUUUUUUUAAAUUUUCAAUUAAGAAGUAACAACAAAUAACUGCAAUCAUCAUGUCUGCUUCUCCAACUGCCCGUCAAGCCAUGCAUGUUCCACAAAAAACCAAGAAAAUCACCAUUACGGAUCCCAUCCAAAUGCCGGAAGUUUAUUCUUCAACACCCGGUGGUACUUUGUACUCAACAACACCUGGUGGCACUAAAUUGAUUUAUGAACGUGCAUUUUUGAAAAAUUUACGUCAAUCUCCCUUGAGUCAAUCGCCACCCACUAAUAUACCCACCUGUUUGAUGAGAGGUACACCACGCACACCCUUCCGCAAGUGUGUGCCACCACCCUCGGAUCUCAGCAAGAAGGUGGAAUCAUUGAAGAUUGAGGAGCAAGAACAAUUUCAAUUGGAAUUGUAAAUUUUACAUUUAAAAAACAAAAGUAACAACAACAACAUCAACUUAAAUACAACACUUGUAAAAUAAGCAAUCAACAAAAUUCCUGCCACUUAACAAAAAAUCUUCUCCUCAUCUCCUCCUCAAAAACCAAAACAUCAUCCUUAAAAAAAUACAAUGUAAUUUAUAAGCCUAGACGCUUUAAGAAGAAAUGUAAAUGAAAGAAAUAAUGUUUUCUUUUCAAAAGAAAUCUUACAGUACUUCGCUAAAAAUUCCAAAACUGCCUCAAUGUUUUUUUUUAGCUGUCUUAGGAAAACUCAUAGAAAAAGUUUUCCCCAAAACCCACAACAGAAAUGCAGUUAAAAAACUCCAUCUCCAAAAAAAAAAAAAA